AUUCACAUUUACCAGGUGUGUACGUUAGAGAAGGCAGGAAAACUCGCUGAUAUGAUAAAAACGAUAGGAGAAAACAAGCAACAGCUUAGAAUUGCUAAAGAACUGGGGGAUAGGGCUGAAGAAGGAGCUGUUUAUUGCAAUCUUGGCAAUGCUUACAAGAGUCUGGGUGAUACUAAACAAGCCAUUGAGUACCACAACCAACAUCUUAGGAUUGCCAAAGAGCUGGGAGACAGGACUGGAGAGGGAGCAGCAUAUGGUAAUCUCGGCUAUGAUUACAAGAAUCUGGGUGAUCUUAAACAAGCCAUUGACUACCACAGCCUACAUCUUGGCAUUGCCAAAGAACUGGGACAAAGACAUGGAAAACUGGCUGCUUAUCGCAAUCUUGGCAAUGCUUACGAGAGUCUGGGUGAUUUUAAACAAGCCAUUGAGUACCACAACCAUCAUCUUAGUGUUGCAAUGGAACUGGGGGAUUUGGCUGAAGAGGGAGCUGCUUAUGGCAAUCUUGGCAGUGCCUACCAGAAGCUGAGUGAUUUCAAACGAGCCACUAAGUACCACAAUCAACAUCUUAGCAUUGCCAAAGACCUAGGAGACAGGGCUGAGGAGGGAGCUGCCUACUGCAAUUUAGGCAAUGCAUACCAUCGUCUGGGUGAUUUUCAACGAGCCAUGCAGUCUCAUAAGCAACAUCUUAGCCUUGCUACAGAACUGGGGGACACGACUGGAGAAGGCGUUGCUUAUGGCAAUCGUGGUAUUGUUUAUCAAAGUCUGGGUGAUUUUAGACAAGCCAUUGAUUAUCACGAGACAGAUCUUAACAUUUGCAAAGAAGUAGAAGACAGGCCUCGAGAGAGAGCUGCUUAUGCUAAUCUUGGUAAUGCUUACCAGGGUCUAGCAGAUUUUAAACAAGCCAUUGAGUACCACAGUCAGGAUCUUAACAUUACCAAAGAACUGGGACGGAGUGAUACAGAAGGACGUGCUUAUUGUAAUAUUGGUAAUGCCCACCAGGGUCUAGGUGAUUUUAAACAGGCCAUUGAAUACCACAACCAACAUCUUACCAUUGCGAAAGAACUGGGGCAGACGUUUGGAAAAGGAGCUGCUUAUGGUAAUAUUGGCAACGCUUACCAGAGUAUGGGUGAUUUUAGACAAGCCAUUGAGUACCAGCACCGACACCUAAGCAUUGCCAAGGAACUGGGGGACAGAGUUGCAGAGGGUACGGUAUAUUGCAAUCUCGGCAUUGCUUACCGGAAGCUGGGUGAUUUUAAACAAGCUAUUGAGUACCACAACCAACAUCUUAGCAUUGCCAAAGAACUAGGGGACAGGGCUGGAGAAGGACGUGCUUUUGGCAAUCUUGGUGUUGUAUACAAGAGACUGGGUGAUUUUCAAGAAUCCAUUAAAUACCAAAACCAACAUCUUAGCAUUGCGAAAGAACUGGGGCAGAGAGAUGCAGAAGGACGUACUUAUGAUAACCUUGGUAAUGCUUACCAACGUCUGGGUGAUUUUGCAAGAGCUAUUGAGUACCACAACCAAGGUCUUAACAUUGCUAAAGAACUGGGACAGAGAGAUGGAGAAGGACAUGCUUAUGCAAAUCUUGGCAACGCUUACCAGGGUCUGGGUGAUUUUCAACGAGCCAUUGAAUACCACGACAAGCAUCUUAGCAUUGCCAAAGAACUGGGGCAGAGAGAUGAAGAAGGAAGUGCAUGUUAUUCCCUAGGAUAUGACUUUGAACUCUCGGGUGCUUUGCUCGAAGCUCUUAAUUACUAUCGAUCCAGUGUAAAACUUUACGAUGAAGUGAGAGCUCUUCUUCAGUCUGAAGAUGUGUGGAAAAUAUCCUUUCGUAAUGCGUGUCAAGAUGCCUACGCGGCACUUUGGAGAACACUCGUAAGGCUUCAAAAGACUGAUGAGGCUUUGCUUGUUGCUGAGCGAGGACGAGCACAAGCCUUCACAGAUCUUAUAAAAUUACAGUAUUCAACUUCUGAGGCAUUUUAACCUAAAGUAUCAAUCUCA
Molecule: messenger RNA, 1998 nt
Organism: Orbicella faveolata
Lineage: Eukaryota; Metazoa; Cnidaria; Anthozoa; Scleractinia; Merulinidae
Source: RefSeq, a predicted model, not a curated record